UCCUUCCUCCCCAAACAUUAUUUUUCUAAUCACUUUUCAAAGAUUUAUUUUCUCUCUCUUUCUUUUAAUAAUACCAAUAUUGUCACAUCUCUUCUCAACCACUCAAUAUAUACCCCUCAUUUAAUUCAAAUCCUUCCACUACUCGUUUUUCAUACUCUUUUUCAUUUCUCUCCCACCACACAUUUUUCAUAACCUAAAACUUCAAUCCACGAUUCUACCACCACUUUGUAUCUCUAGAAAAUCAAAGUGAAAAUACAACCCGACAUGUCACAUUCACUAAUUGAAGAGUACGACGCGAAGCUUAAAGUAAAAGAAGAAGAAUCAGCUGAAGGUGAACACGAAGUUGAUGAUCAAGAAGAAGAGGACAACGAUGAUGAUUGUGAGGUUGAACUUGUUGAUGCUAAUGAUGAAGAAUUUUCUUUUGUAAGUGGUGUACUUACAUCACCAAUAGCAGCAGAAGAAGCAUUUGAUAAUGGUCAUAUCAGGCCAUUUUUCCCGCUGUUCAAUAGAGAUCUCCUCCUGUCUGAUAUUGAUUUUCAACACUUGAAAAAUAAUCGGUUGCCACCUGACGACAAGGUAUUCGUCGAAACAGAAGAUAAUAACAACAAUAAUAAUCCUCCUACAACUUCGAAUGAAGAAGAAAUCUCCGGACCAUAUUGCGAAUGGUCAAAAAAGGCAACAAACAAAAAGAGUAAUUCAACAGGUUUUUCAAAGCUAUGGAGAUUCCGAGAUUUCAUUAAUCGGAGUAACAGUGAUGGAAGAGAUGCAUUUGUGUUCUUGAACAACCCUACAACGUCGUCAUCAUCAUCAAACGUUGUCAAGAAAGAAGAUAAGGUUUUGGAGAAGAAAGGAAAAAUUAGUACUGGAGUUGAAGUUCAAGCUACGAAAGUAAUUACACAAACAAAUAAGAAGAAAAUAAAGAAGAGUGAAGCUGUAUUAGCACAUGAAGCUUAUAUGAAGAGUAGAGCUAGAGAUAAAGAACGUCGACGAUCUUACCGACCGGACCCUUUCGGUUUUUUCACUAAUGUGAAUGGUGGAUUAACAAGGAAUGUACACCCAUUCUAAGCAACUCAUGAAAAUUAGAUUUUUUUUUUUUUUUUUUACAUUUUUUAACAUUAUUGGAAAUAUUAUUUUUGUAUAAUAAUGUUGUGAGUUUGACUUGAGUAAAUCAUGACGCGGAGCUUGCGGUUUA
Lycium barbarum (goji berry) is the source of this 1192-nucleotide messenger RNA. RefSeq lists its product as uncharacterized. The coding region runs from base 265 to 1065 and encodes 266 amino acids. The record is from RefSeq and is a predicted model, not a curated record. The transcript has a single exon. Lineage: Eukaryota; Viridiplantae; Streptophyta; Magnoliopsida; Solanales; Solanaceae.